Molecule: messenger RNA, 3957 nt
Organism: Bursaphelenchus okinawaensis
Lineage: Eukaryota; Metazoa; Nematoda; Chromadorea; Rhabditida; Aphelenchoididae
Source: the annotation of a GenBank genome assembly
AUGAAUUGGCUAACAAAUUUUGUAUUUUUAAUAACUCUUUGCAUUAUACAUGCUGAUCAUCCAAGUAAAGUAAGUUUUUUUUAAAGUUCAUGCUAUUUUAUGUUUUUUAAAGAAAGUUCUUGCUAUUUUAUGUUUUGUAAAGAAAGUUCUUGUCAUUUAGAAUGAAGUACAAACGUUAACAAGGUUCAUUCUCCGCGGACCGUCGAGGAAUACGGGUUUGGAAUGGUUGGAGCCUUUGGUCGAUGACUUUGGGCAUAGGAUGUUGUGCCGGAAGUCACUUGAUGAGUAAGUUUUUUUUAAGAUGACAUAACAUAAGCCAUCGUAUUUUAGAGUUUGACCUGUUUUUAAAAGCUUCAAUAUUUAAUGACAGCUUAAAGGCAUUAUAACGAGAGCUUAACUUGUAAUACAUUUUUGUUUGAGACUCUUCAUCAGGUUGUUCAAAUAAUUCUGAGCCACUGUUCAAAACAAAUUUGUGAUGUUAAGGGGCACUUAAUUAGCUGAACAGUCUAAUAUUAUUAUAUAUUGUAGUAUAAUACCUCUAAACAUAAUUUUAAAUUGUUUCUCAUGGCCACUUUAGUGGGGUGGUUAAUAAUUUCUGCGCGCAGUAUAUAAUACCUACUAUAAUAUCCAUCUUUAGUGCUAUUGACUUCACCUUAGCCAGAAUUCAAGGAGAUGGCUUUGAUAAUGUUCACACUGAAGAAGCGCAAAAUAUGCCCAAUUGGGAACGUGGAGAUGAUGUUGUGACAUUGAUUGAGCCCAGAAGGCUAAAGCUGAAUAUAUUAACCAUAGCUGGAGUUGAGCCAGCUAAUGUGACUGCUGAAGCGGUGGUUUUGGAAGACUAUGAUCAGGUUAACGUAAGCCAGGAUUAGUACUAAAGUUAGAGCUCUAAGCUAGGGCUCUGAGCUAGAGCUCUGGCUAGGGCUCUGGGCUAGGGCUCUCGGGCUAGGGCUCUCGGGCUAAGGCUUUGGUCUAGAGCUAAGGCUGUGGGCUAGGGCUAGUCGAAGUAGAAAUGAAUACUGUAGUAUACUGUAACUUUCAGACUACAGACAUACAGAACAAGAUAGUAAUAUUCAAUCAAAAUUGGACCGGCUACUUUGACGAUAUCAAGUACCGUAGAGCAGCCAAAGACCUCAAAGCUCGUGGAGCAGUCGGUCUUCUAGCCAAGUCAGUGGGACCAUUUUCCAUUGGCUCACCUCAUACUGGCAGUGGUACUGACGACCACCUACCAUCAGCCUCGUUAUCAUUGGAGGAAGCCGAAAUGCUUGGCCGGUUGGCACGAAGAAACAAGACUUUGGUGAUCAAUAUGAACAUCAAGUCUAGGAACUUGCCCAAUUGCACCUCCAGAAACCUGAUAUUUGAUAUCACGGGUAGCGAGAAGCCGGAUGAGAUUGUCCUGAUCUCUGGUCACAUUGAUUCAUGGGACUUGGGCCAAGGAGCUCUAGAUGAUGGCGGAGGUUUGGCCGCUGUUUGGCAAGCGAUGAAGGUUAUAAGAGAGCUAGGUCAGACUGAUGUGAGGUUUAGGCCAAAACGGUGAGUAUUUUAAGAAAGACGAUAUGUAUGUUACAGUAAGCUUUAUAUAGUACAGUAUACGUUGCAAAAGUUUUUUAUAUUUCACCGUUUCCUACAGUACUCAACCCUACCCUACCCUACCCUACCCUAAUCUACCUUACCCUAUCCUACCCUACCCUACUCUACCCUACCUUUUACGUUUCAUUUGUGGUACUAACAGUACACAUUUUGGUACUAAUGGUACAUUUCUGGUAAUACCAGUACGAAAGGUGUCACACAACCUAACACCCCGCCCCCUGUCCUCUGCUUUAACACUGAAUAUCUUACAACAACAUUACUACAACAUUUAUUUUUCAACACAAAGAGCUUGUAUGAUCAAAGAUUACUGUAAAAGAAUUACGGUAAUAUUAUGGUCAUGACAGGGCUCAUCAGUCAUGCUUCUUCUUGUGAUGGGGGCUAGAGGACUUAUGGUGUGGACUGGACGUCUUAUUGGUAUUCUUUUUGCGUUUCUUCGAAACCCUGGGUUCACUCAUGUCUACAGUUUUUUGCUUCAUGUCCUCCAUCAGCACCUUUGGGUCUUUGCAUCUGAACAUGGAAAAUUACAUUAAAAAAGGCGGGAACUUUCUUUACAAUACAUAAAAUGGCAAGAACUUUCUUUAAAAUACAUAAAAUAGCAAGAACUUUCUUUACAAAAGGUAAAAUAGCAAGAAUUUUCUUUACAAUGCAUAAAAUGGCAAGAACUUUCUUUACAAAACAAAUUGCAAGAACUUUCUUUACAAGACAAAAAUGGCAAGAAAUUUCUUUACAAAACUUAAAAUGGCGAAAACUUUGUUUACAAAGCCUAAAAUAGCAAGAAAUUUCUUUAGAAAGUGAAAAAUGGCAAGAAAUUUGUUUACAAGGCAUAAAAUGGCAAGAACAUUCUUUACAAUAUAUAAAAUGGCAAGAACUUUGUUUACAAAACAAGAAAUGGCAAGAACUUUCUUUAAAAAGCAAAAAAACCGCGAAAACUUACUUUCCAUCUUUGCCGAAGUAGGUGAUUUUAUUCUCCUCGAUUUUGACGGUAAUCUUCUUGUGCCGAUCCUUGGCAAUCAGUCCGAAGAACUCGCAAAUGGCAUUAAUAAACUUGGUACAACAAUCUGGAUUCGACUCCUCCUUGAUCUCAAUUUGUGGCGUUCGCUCUCUCUGCUCCACCGUCAUCGUGCCACCGUUCCGAAGUAGGACCAAAAAUUUGAAAUGAAGGUUUUGAGGAAUUUGAAUCUGAAAUUGAAUUUUUAAAAUUUGAGAAAAUUGGUGGGGACUCAAAGUGAAAAAGUAAAAAUUUUAAAAAAAUUUAAAUUUAACAAAAGCUGAAUUUUGGGAGCUUCCCUGCCUUGAAUAUUGCGCUACCCUACCCUACCUUACCACACUCUUCCUUGCACUAUCCUGCCUUGGCAUACCUAGCCCUGUCUUUGCUCUGCUUUAUCCUGUGAUACACUGUCAUGCCCCGCUUUGCCCUACCUUACUCUGCCUUAUCCUGUCCUUUAUUUUUCUGUUUUGCUCUGCAAUGCCAUACCGGGCUUUGUUCUGCCCUAUUCAAAGACGUCGCUACGAUUUUUCUCUAGGGGGAGUCACCCCGAUCAUAUCCUCUCCUAGCUUAACCUAUCCCACAUAAGCCUACUUUACCAUGUCCAAUAUUUUUCUUUCCUAACCAUGACAUGCCCAAUCUUGUUUUAACCUACUGUUCUUAAACUUGACCAUACCCUAAGCACUUCCAAUUUUUUCAUACCUUACCCUACUCUACCCUCCCAGCAUUACCCUAACCCAAUUUUUCAUACCCUGCCUUAUCCUAAACCACUUUUUUCAAGUUUCUUGCCAGCCGCCUGCGUGUGCCAUUUUUACGAUAAAAAUUUAACUUAUAGUACCCAUGUAUAUUUUAUCUUUUCAGUACAAUCCGAGCAGUGUUCUGGACUGCUGAAGAGCAAGGUUUCUUUGGAGCCAAACAUUACUAUGAGCAACAUAAGGAUGGCAAUGAGAAGUUCUAUUUUGUUUCGGAAACCGACCAAGGAGCUUUCAAGCCUACUACAACAAAGUCGGUUUUCCGGUUCAAAGGGAACAGUACUCAUGUGAGUUGAUAUUAGGUUAGGUUAAAAGCUAAUUUUUAAAUUUAAAAAAAAAUUCUAUAUUUGUCACCUUCAGCGUGCCAAACUGCAUGAAAUCGUGCACAUUCUGAAGAUCAAUGGUAUACCUUUAAGUAUUCAAGACGGUGAUAUGCAAGGUGAUGUCCAAUCAUGGGCCAAUGAAGGUGUACCUUCGAUAAACUAUGUCUCUGACAAAGGCAUCGACUACUACUUCUAUUUUCACCACACUACUGGUGACUAUUUGAAUGUGUUCGAAGACGGUGAUAUCGAUUACACCGCUGCCAUCAUGGCUACAUUGGCUCAUGUCAUCGCUGGUCAGGAGAGCUGGUAG